This is a messenger RNA of Tuber melanosporum (Perigord truffle), 865 nucleotides long. RefSeq lists its product as uncharacterized. Bases 414 to 626 code for a protein of 70 amino acids. The record is from RefSeq and is a predicted model, not a curated record. The transcript is spliced from 2 exons. NCBI's taxonomy places the organism in Eukaryota, Fungi, Ascomycota, Pezizomycetes, Pezizales, Tuberaceae.
AUCAAACCCGUUAAACCCUCCCGUAAACCUCCUUUUCAGCCUCAAGAUGAUAUCUGCCCCUCCCUCGACACCCCCGAACGAACCUCCGCAGGUUGGAGGAGCGUACCGCGUGGAUGUGACUCUCGGUCCUUAUGUACGCCAUAUGCGGGAACCUGCUCUCUGACGCUCGAACUGUGAUCCUGGUGUCGGGAAUCUCAAGCGGUGAUGCGGACAGCAGUGAGGAGCCAGCGUUCGUGGACGAAAAGAUCACGUGUGCACGGGGUGCGGGCAUCUUGGUGGUUUGGUCGUGCUAACAAGUUGCAUAAGCCCCGGAAGCGGUAGAAAGAGGGCGGAGGGGAAAUACUCGGACUAUCCGGAACAUGUCUAUUUUUCCGAACUUUUCUAGCGCUUUGUAGACCCGUUGGGAUUCGGCGAUGUUUCGCGGGGGCGGGAUCAGCUGGAGGAAGAUACUGUUGAGGGGGUUUGUCGGGAAGGGUGCCUUCAUUUUAUUGUGCCGCUCGUUGGAAUUGGGGAAUCGAGGCGAAUUGAUUUGGAUCUGUGGGGUUCUGGGAGGUUGCGGUGGUGAGCAUGAUAUGGUGGGCGGGAUGGGAACUUGGUGGGGUAAAUCACGUGUUGGCAACCGCUGAGUAUCAGUGUCGGAAAAAAAAAGAAAGGUUAGGGUUUCCGAAGAUUUUUUGGUCGCGCCAUACCCUAUCACUCGGACGAUCUGUUGGAUUUAGUGUUUAUCAGAUGUAUCAUACGGUGUUUUGCCAUUUGUUUCCCAACUAGUAGUCUCGUUUCACACUUGGUUUCUCCACCAGUCUUUCGUUCACUUCUCCAGUCGUCGUUAGACUACGAGUACCCUUGAAUUUUCUCAUCUUUUCUU